This is a messenger RNA of Rhincodon typus (whale shark), 4025 nucleotides long. Its product is annotated as desmoglein-2-like. Gene Ontology annotation, biological process: homophilic cell-cell adhesion. Gene Ontology annotation, molecular function: calcium ion binding. The coding region runs from base 1 to 3669 and encodes 1222 amino acids. The record is from RefSeq and is a predicted model, not a curated record. The transcript is spliced from 14 exons. Gene Ontology annotation, cellular component: plasma membrane; desmosome. NCBI's taxonomy places the organism in Eukaryota, Metazoa, Chordata, Chondrichthyes, Orectolobiformes, Rhincodontidae.
AUGUCUUUUUUUCUCAUUCCAGUUAAAUUUCAUAGCUGCCAUUUGGGAAAGCACAUUAAGUUAAGUACUGAUGAUGCAAAUUUUGCGAUCCUUUCCAAUGGCUCAUUGUAUGCAACUCAUGCUCUAAACCUUGACUCAACAUAUCAUUUCAAAGUGAUUGCAAAGGAUCAAAAAACACAUAAGGAAUGGAAAGCAAGAAUCCGUUUAAUCCCUGCAGCAAAAGAUUUAACAAAUGAAUUGAAUAAGGUUAUCAAGAGGAAAUCUCCUGUUGUCUAUUUUCCGAAGAUUCACAACUCAAGGCGCCAAAAGAGAGAAUGGAUCAUUCCACCAGUCUCUGUGAGGGAACAUGAGCCACCAGAGCACAAUCCAAUCGCUAUUAUCAGGUCAGAUUUGGAAAUAAUUGAUAAAAUCCACUAUACUAUUUCUGGCCAUGGUGCCGAUCUUCCACCUGUCAAUUUGUUUGUGAUUGAUCGCAAUACCGGAGAACUAAACAUUACAGGAAUGGUGGACCGCGAGAUAAAUCCUUCCUUUGUUCUAACAGGUAAAGCUAUAAGUACCAUCGGUAGUGAAGUUGAGAAACAAUUGUCACUUGUUGUUGAGGUUCUGGACAUCAAUGAUAAUGCCCCAGUGUUCACAGAACAAGUCUUUGAAGGAGCGGUUGAAGAAUUGUCUCCAGUUGGAACCUUAGUGUUAAGACUAAAUGCAACAGAUGCUGAUAUUGGCGAAAAUGCACAAAUUGCCUAUAGAAUUCUGUCACAGGGAGCCAAUGAAAUGUUUCUUGCAAAGUCCAAUGGAGAAAUCAGAACAAUGGCAAAUACCUUAGACAGAGAGACUCAGGAUCUGUACACCUUAACAGUGGAAGGCCGUGAUUUAAACGGAAAGAUAUCGGGAUUGUCCUCCACAGCCAACACUCAGAUCAGAAUCUUGGAUGUUAAUGACAACAUUCCAACACCGGAAAAGGAGGAGUAUGAAGUCUCUGUGGAAGAAAAUUCACUGAACGAUGAGGUCACCCGCAUCAAAGUAUUUGACAAUGACCAAGAAUUCACCGACAACUGGCUGGGGCACUUUGAUAUUAUCGAAGGGAAUGAAGGAGGACACUUUAGGUUCGAAGUUGAUGAACAAACAAAUGAAGGAAUCUUGGUGCUUCAAAAGGAACUGGAUUACGAAAAAUCACAAACCAGGAAUUUGGUACUUCGAGUUUCCAACAAAGCAGCCUAUCACUCAUCAGUUACUGGAGGAGGAGGAGGAGGAGGAGGUGGAGGAGGAGGUGGAGGAGGAGGAGCAGUAGUUGUGGGUAAUCCAAUCAGAAUCAAAGUCAAUGUGAAGGACAAGAAAGAAGGCUUUUUGUUUAAACCAACAAAGAAGCGACUCACUGUUUCUGAGGAUCGAAGAAAAGUUACAAUUGGCCAAUCAUUUGGAAAAUAUCCAGCCAUUAGUGCUGACACUGGGAAAGAAAGUGAACGCACCAGAUACGCAAAGAAUUCUGAUCCAGCAAACUUCUUCAACAUUAACCCUGAAACCGGGGAGAUAACGCUAAACAAAUUGCCUGAUCGCGAGUCGCCAUAUGUUGUUGAUGGGAAAUACACAGCGACUAUCCUGGCAAUCGAUAAUGAAGGACCUGUUCCUAAAACAGCCACGGGUACCGUUGUCCUUGACGUGGAUGAUGACAAUGACAAUAUUCCCCUCAUUCGCAAUCUCCAGCCUUGUAUGUGUGAACAAGCAAAGUCCCUGCUUGUCACGGCUCACGAUGCAGACUCUUAUCCAAAUGCAGCUCCGUAUCAUUUCAAACUCGUGGAUAAACCAGGCAUCACAGACAAGUGGAAGAUUUUAAUGAAAAACGAUACCAGUGCAGAGCUGCAGCCCUUAGUGGAACUCUGGCCACACACCUUCAAAGUCCCAAUCAAGGUGGAAGAUAACCAGGGCUCUGGUGAAGUCCAGAACCUGGAUGUUAGUGUGAUCGAGUGUUCUGGCAAUGACCUGACAUGCUCUCCUGAAAAAAUCCCGCGGAUUGGAUCCAAAAAUGCUGCCCUCGGUGCACCUGCCAUUGGCCUCUUGGUCCUUGGAGCUUUGCUGUUACUCCUCGCUCCUCUCCUGCUGCUUUUCUGCAAUUGUGGUGGUGCCGGAGGGACUUUUACACAAGUCAAAGACUUUAAACAGAUCCCCAUUGAACCUCUGGGAUACCUGGAAAAGACCAACGUUGAAGGAGGUGGCGAGGUGGACACGACUUCUCCUUUGCUUCCAGUUGAUGGAUCUGGUGGAAUGGCAUCUGGUGGAAUGGCAUCUGGUGGGAUGGCAGCUGCUGGGAUGGCAGCUGGUGGAAUGGCAUCUGGUGGGAUGAAAGUCGGCACGCUCUCUGAGGUUGACGGCUACAAGGGUAGAUUUUCGCGAGAAACAAAAUACACAGUCGGGGGUUCGGAAAUAAUCAGUUCGGGAGUAGCUCCUGCUUAUAUCGAGAGGUUUUCAAUGGCAGGGACAUACCGGCCCAUCUCUGGAGCAGCCCACGAUAGGAGAAUGUCUAGCAGCUACAGAGGUUACAUUGGGUCGUACAUUAAUGAGAAAUUGAAUGGCUGCACUGAAGAAGAUCAGAACCGUCCAGCCCGAGAUUGUCUCCUGGUCUACAACCAUGAAGGAGAUGGCUCACCUGUUGGUUCCAUUGAUAGCUGCAGCUUUAUCGAGGAUGAACCCCAGUUUAAGGAUUCUUACUUGGAUGACUUGGGCCCGAAAUUCAAGACAUUGGCCGACAUCUGUGUUGGUAAAUUUGAGAGUCAAACGUCAACUGUCAGCAUCGAUCCUCUGGUCAGAGAAAGCUUCUCAAGGACAGAAACAUCUGUUUCAUCCAGCUCAAGAGGGCUUCAUGGCUUGAACAUUGUCGCUGACCCACCACGAAUGCAGCAGAAGAAUUAUGUUGUGACCACAACAAUUAAUCCUGUGCCCGAGGGGUUGCCUGGCAUUGUGGAUUUGCCUGUCGCUCACCAAAAUGUCAUAAUGACUAAGCAAGUUAACGCCAAUGCAGGAGGGGUGCCAGCUUUGGUCAUUGACCCAUCAAUCACUCACCAAAAUGUGGUUGUCACCAAACAAGUCAACACCAACGCUGGAGGAAUGCCAGCGAUGGUCAUUGAUCCAUCCGUUGCCCACCAGAGCGUCAUAAUGACCAAACAAGUCAACGCCAACCCUGGAGGAAUGCCAGCAAUAGUCGUUGACCCAUCAAUCACUCCCCAAAAUGUCAUAAUGACCAAACAAGUUAAUGCCAACCAAGGAGGUAUGCCAGCUAUGGUCAUUGACCCAUCCAUUGCUCACCAGAAUGUCGUGCUGACCAAGGCUGUUAACGUCAGCUCAGGGGGCACGCAAGGAAUGGUCAUUGAUCCGUCGUUCAGCCAGGUGCCCGAGGUCCACAAAAAUGUCACACUGAGCAGGCCGAUUUCCUCUGGCACCAGGCAGGAGCAGAACACGGUGGCCAGCUCGUCGCUCUGUCAGAUCCCCAUCAUCCACAAGAACGUCACUCUGACAAGGCCGUCCCACAGCGCUGCGGGAGGGGACGGCACCGGCGAUUUCGGCACCUUCCCACUGGUCCAGAAUAGUAGCACCACUCGCAAAUCUGUCACAUCCACUGACGGUGUGCAUAAAACAGUGACAAAAGUGACUAAUGUUACGCAGGUAAUGCAGGAAUAGGCAGCACCUGAUGAGAGAUAAUUCACGGACAGAGAAAAGUUUAUGUUUAAAAAUCAGUGCAUUUUGUUUUUAAUCGAGAUGUAAAAAUAUGACUGCUGUGUGUAGUUCAUGUGCAAUUCAAACGCCAGUAGCAUUUUAUACAAGGGACCAAAGUGCAGUAUAUUUCUUGAGCUUCAUCAACAGAAGUCAUGCUCUAAGGUCCUUACAUGUUCUGAUUAUUAACAAGUUACAUGCACAUCAAAUAUUCCAGUGGCUUUGUAGUGAUUGUAACGAGGUCAGCCAAAUGAACCUCGUAGGAGUUCCCUGAUUGGGGCUGUUAGCCUGGUCCAAUCAGGGAGCCCUGGCUGACAGAUAUA